Messenger RNA from Vicia faba (fava bean), 1305 nucleotides. The record is from the annotation of a GenBank genome assembly. NCBI's taxonomy places the organism in Eukaryota, Viridiplantae, Streptophyta, Magnoliopsida, Fabales, Fabaceae.
AUGCAUGUCGGAGAACAAAAUAGAUCCAGCAAUUUCAAAGCCAAAACAGAUAAGCAGGAGGUUACGAAUAAACCUCACAUCGAACCCAAUUCUAAUGCUGGAUCUAAGCAACCAAAAACAAUUAAGAAUGUAAUGGUGGCACCAAAACAUGAUAAAGUUAGAGAGACAAGCCAUCCAGUGGAUGGAAAUGGGAGGUCACAUACUUCUAAACAUCAACAGUUACCAAUGGUAGAAUCUACACCCAAAACAAAACCUCGACAUAAGGUAACAUUGUCAUCUGGUCCUAUCAAACAAGUAGCAGCAGAAGGUGGAGUUUCUAGAAGAUCAAAACAAAAAACUCCUCCAAGUCUUCUUAAACCACCCUCAUGUCUGGGAAGUAUAAGGCUGGCUGAAAAUGAUAUCCCAAAUGCAGCAAAUGAUACAGGAAGGUUAGAUCCAAAUAAAAUAGCUCAAGAGUAUAAGAUGAGCCAUCAUCAGCUGACUAAUAGUCAUCUGGCACAUGCUUCUAGAGAGCCUUUGAAGGCUAUUGAAAGAAACACCAAAGGAAUGCAAACAGACAUCUACAAUUCUGUCUCGUCACCAGUCUCUAUUCAAGGAUUCAAACUUUCUGACUUUGCAACCACUUUUAUUGAUAUGAGUGAGCCAACACUUCCUGAGCAUGAGAGUUUUAAUCUCACUGAAAAAAUGGACUCACGUCCAGAUAGCAGUGGACCUGCUAAAAAUCUGUCUGGUGAAACCUCUCCCUUUACAUCAAAUUUUCAAAAUUCCAUUACUAGAAAUAGAGAUGUAGUAAGUGUGCCAAAUAAUAAGCCUCAUAAUGUUCACGAGCCGAAACUUAGAGGCAUAUUGACUCGUGAUGACAAAUUCACGGUGAGGGAAGGAAUGUCAUCAGUGGCUGAAACUGCUCCUCUGGUUAUAUCUAACAAAAUUUCAAGCCAAAAUGUUUUACAAGAUAAAGAAAUGUUUUUACAGAAUCUAGCAACUGAAAGGCCAACUUCUGGCCAUCUUCCCCCGCCUUUUGAUGAUGUCAUCCAUGUUAUACGCCAUAGCAGUUACCGUAUGGGAAGUGAGCAUCCAGUAAAGGAAUCAAUGGAGAUGGGAGAUACAAAUGUAGAUGUUGCUACCACUGAUAAUUCCGGAAUCAGAAACUUGAGCUUGAAGUCAAGUAUUUCUGACCAUCCUGGUGUUGAAAAGAAACAUGCAAGAGACUCUGAUUCUCUCGUUUUGAAACCUAAUUCGCUAAAUAUACCAAAAUAUAGCCCUCCAACAGCCGAAGAGAAAAUGCCAGAAAAAGAAUCUUUGUAA